This is a messenger RNA of Amorphotheca resinae ATCC 22711, 2244 nucleotides long. RefSeq lists its product as hypothetical. Gene Ontology annotation, cellular component: cytoplasm. Bases 313 to 1989 code for a protein of 558 amino acids. The transcript is spliced from 5 exons. Gene Ontology annotation, molecular function: ubiquitin protein ligase activity. The record is from RefSeq and is a predicted model, not a curated record. Gene Ontology annotation, biological process: ubiquitin-dependent protein catabolic process. Lineage: Eukaryota; Fungi; Ascomycota; Leotiomycetes; Helotiales; Amorphothecaceae.
UAAAAACGAAAAGAAGCAAAUCCUUAUCGACUGCCGUUUAUCUGUAUUUGCUUUUGCAUCCAAACCCACGCCCAAGAGAUCUGGCCGCACGGGAGGCCGCUCCCGUCACAUUCUGCCCUUCGUACCGUGUACCCACACACCGGGCGAUCCUCAACUCUUGGCACACGGCAUCUUCUCUCCCUUCAUCGACCAUCGUGAACCUCGAACCGCCCUGCCCAAGGACGCCGUACCUAUGUUAAUCCAUAAUCGGGGCCUGGAUGGAUUAUUGCCAGGAGCAGUAGCCGCCCAACCCGCGCACCUCCAGUCGCUGCUAUGUCUGUAAAUGAUAUCGAUACCGUCGUACUCCUCUUCCCGAACCAAGAAUGGAGUCAGCCCUCGUCCGCUGCAGACCUCGAAGAUGUCGUGGCACAAUUGCGGCCAAACAUUUCCUUCUCUCAACAUCUCGACCAAAGCUCCCUCCAAACCCUAUCGACCCAUAAUGCGGCUUCGGGCGGUUCCAUAAGUGGCUUUCUCUACGUCCCCGAUCUGAAACGCGACGACCCAUGCGUUAAUAUAUCAGAGCCGUACGUCCCACACAACGUUACCCGACAGGCAAACCUUCCUCCCACGGACUUUACAUUGGUAGCCAUCGCUCCCUGGAUCAAUGUCGAAUGCUCGCUGGCAUAUCUAGGUGCUGCACGUUCAGAUCCAGCACGGGCUUUCCUGUUCUACCUUGUCGGCAACGGAGCAUCUACUGGAAGUGCUCAACCCCCUCCUAUCAGCUCGCCAGUAUGGUCACUGGAUGAUGGCGGCGCGUGGAAGAGAAAGAAUCCUUUUCCGGUCUACGCUAUUCCCUCAGACGUUGGGGAUCAGCUGAUGCAAGAAUUGAGCCUUUACUCUGGCAAUUUGACGGAUGUUCCUUAUGGGCAUGUCAUUUCAGAAUUACCUAGUAUCGAUCCGAGAGAUUAUGUCCGGAUGUACACAAGACUGAGUGUCAAAACUGGCCCGUCUCUACCCGGCAUAUGGGUGUUUCUGUUGAUUAUUGUCGGAAUCAUUGUGGUCAUGCUAGCAAUUACAUCUGUUACGAUGCAUCUAAUCCAACGAUCGCGCCGAAAUGCUUUACGUCGACGAGUCAUCAGCGGAGAAGUCAAUCUGGAGGCGCUAGGUAUCAAGCGUCUCACAGUCCCUCAGGACAUCAUCAACAAAUUCCCCCUGUUCACAUACAAUUGCGAAGAUGAAAAAUUGCCCGCGCCUUCCUCGGGUUCUAAAAAGGAUAACCACACUGUUGAAAUUGAGCAGGACGACUCGAGUGAAGGGUCCUCCAGUGCUAAGGAGAUCUUAGAACACCAAAACCUACCUCAAACACACGAACUAAGCUCAUCAGUCAUCGAAGACACCACUUCAAAUGAUUCCUUCCUCGUUCACAAAUUCCUACCUUACUCUCAGCCAACUUGCCCUAUCUGCCUGGACGAUUUCGAGUCAGGUAUCACACCAAUUCGAGAGCUUCCUUGUGGUCAUAUUUUUCACCCUGAAUGUAUUGACGCCUUCCUAUAUAACAACAGCUCAUUGUGUCCUAUGUGCAAAACGAGUGUUCUACCAAAAGGCAGUUGUCCAACGAAGAUCACCAAUUCCAUGGUCCGCCGAGAACGAAACCUUCGAAGGCUGCGCUCGAGAGUGACGGUCAGUGAAGAGGGUCACGUAGCGAACCCCAGAGGCCGGAUCCGGAAUUUUGGGUCUGACAUCAGGAGGAUGAUCUUUCACCCUUCUACAGCUGGGGAAAUUCAGCCGUCGCCUCCUAUGCCACUGCAACCUCGACGGGCACUUAUGACGAGCGCUAUAGGCGCUCGUCUGCCCCCGAGUCAAGACCGGCUCGGCCGACAGCAGAUCGCUCGUCAACGGAUUCGAGAGCUCGCUGGACAGUCGUUCGUAGAGGAUUCAGAUGUGUCUGAUGAACGCCGACAAUCAAAAUGGCGGAACGCAUUGAGAACACUAUUUCCAGGUUUUACAUAAGUUCUGUACGAGAUGAAGAACGUUUGGGUUAGCAUAUCAGCGUUGCAUAGCUGGGGUUUCGUAUUUGGCGUCUUACCCCGAAUAAUGAGAAAUGUUGGGAGUCAUAUAUUGGAGGAAGUUUCCAAGGUAUAUAUAAUGGUGUACGGUGCAUAGCUGGAUGGAACGGGACAGGACGGGAUGGGAAUGGGAUGGGAAGGCAGGAGAGCACGUUAUAUACCCAAGGGAUUUGUUUCUGUCUACAAUGCUGGGAUCUAG